Messenger RNA from Penicillium griseofulvum, 2001 nucleotides. RefSeq names its product CCCH zinc finger and RRM domain protein. NCBI's taxonomy places the organism in Eukaryota, Fungi, Ascomycota, Eurotiomycetes, Eurotiales, Aspergillaceae. Gene Ontology annotation, molecular function: RNA binding. Gene Ontology annotation, cellular component: nucleus. The transcript is spliced from 5 exons. Gene Ontology annotation, biological process: mRNA processing. The record is from RefSeq and is a predicted model, not a curated record. The coding region runs from base 1 to 2001 and encodes 666 amino acids.
AUGCAGUUCACUGACGCAGAAGCUGCCGAUGUAAAGAAAUGGGUGGUCAAAAAACUGGAGGACAUUUCUGACGCGGACUCCGAUGUGCUUGCAGACUAUGUUUUGGCGCUAGUUAGGUCCGAUGCGCCAGCCGAGGAAAUCAAAAAGGUCUCAGUCGAAAACCUGGAGGAUUUCCUGCGCGAACACACGCAACCAUUCGUCACUGAGCUCUUCACAACCUUCGGUCCUAAGCAACCUGCCCCUCCUACACCUGCACCUGCACCCCAGCCUCAGCGCCAGCCCCAACCCGCUGCCCACAUUGCCUCUUCACAACCUCCUGAGAAUGCCCCCAGCGGCCCGAGGGCUGCUGCUACUCCUGGUAGUGCCAAUCGCAAACGAACUUUUAAUGAUGGAUUCCAAGGGGAGCCGGAGAACGACGAUAGUGGCUUCCAGAAUCGCGCCAUGAAGACUGCACGGCGUGGCGGUCGCGGCGGCGGUCGCGGCGACUUCAUGGGUGGACAUCAGAUGCAGCCAGGUCAACAAUAUCCCCCACAGCAACAGGGUCAACCAUUCCCUCCACAUCAACAGGGCCAACCGUUCCCUCCCCAGCAGCCUGGUGGCUUCCCGCCCAUGAUGCCCGGUUACCCGCCGUUCGACUCAAACGAUCCUAUGGCAGCAAUGAUGGCUAUGCAGAGUAUGCAAGGUAUGGGAUUCCAGAUGCCGGAAUAUGACCCCAAGACUGCGGGCAUGCAUGCGCAGCGAGGCGGUGCUCCUAUGCGCGGUGACCGAGGCCGCGGCCGUGGUCGCGGCGGAUUCAGCGGACGAGGACGCGGCCGGUCCGAUUUCUCAGCGGCAGGACCUAAUGAGGACCAGUCUAUAACGACGAUUGUUGUUGAGCAGAUUCCUGACGACAAGUUCAACGAGGAUUAUGUGCGCGAGUUCUUCUCUGAGUUCGGCACCAUUACGGAGGUCACUUUGCAACCCUACAAGAAAAUUGCUUUGGUCAAAUACGAGACUUUCCCCGAAGCCAAGGCCGCGUGGUCCAGCCCCAAGGUCAUCUUCGACAACCGUUUUGUGAAGGUUUACUGGUACAAACCGAAUCGCGAAGAAAAGCAUGACAGCGCACAGCCUGAGGCCCCAGCUUUCAACCAAGAAGAGUUCGAGAAGCAACAGCAAGAAGCACAGAGGGUGCAUGAGGAGAAAAUGAAAAAGCGACAGGAGACCGAAGCAGCCAAGCAGGCUAUAGAGCGCCAGCGCGAGGAACUGCUCAAGAAACAACAAGAGGAGCGGGCCCGCCUGAUGCAGCGUCUCGGAGGCACAGCAGACACGAGCAAUGCCACCGGUACCGGGGAUGCCAUGUCCGUCGAACCUGCCGCUGAUGAGAAUAUUAGUGAUGAGACGAAACAGCUGCGAGCUCAAUUGGCUGCCCUCGAGGCUGAGGCCAAGAGCCUUGGCCUCGACCCUACGGCCGAUCCUUCAGCACGGGGUGGAUACCGGGGCCGUGGUGCCUACCGUGGCCGAGGCACAUACCGUGGACGCGGCACUUAUGACCCCAAUUUCCGCGGAGGCUAUCGUGGGCGCGGUGGGUUUGCGGCCCGUGGACGAGGAGGUGUGCUGCGUCUGGAUAACCGGCCUCGACGAGUUGCCGUAUCGGGCGUUGAGCUCAACUCAGAGAAGGACGAAGCAUUGCGUCAGCACCUGAUGGGCGUUGGCGAAUACGAAUCUAUUGAGGCCCACCCAGACCAGCCCAACACAGUCGUGGUGGCAUUCAAAGAGCGCUUCCAGGCCGAAAAGCUCAUGUUCUCCCCUUGGAAUAUCCCCUCCGUGGGCGAGGUCCAGCUUGCCUGGGUGGCCAAUCCGCCUAUUACAGUUCCCGCCGCUGGGUCAUCGGCGGAAUUCAAGGGAGGUCUUGGACAGGAUGAGCCAGAAGACACAGUCAUGUCUUCAACAUCGGUGGCCAACACCGCUACUGCGCGCGAUAUGGACUACGAUGUUGCGGAGGACGACCGCUGGGGCGCGUAA